UACAGCCUGAGUUACCUUCUUUCAAGCAGUGAAGUCUUGCAGUAAAGUCUCGUGACCACGUAAGUAACCUACUCAUCUCUCCAAAUCUCUCUCUAUUUCUGUUUAAGGUUAUUCUAUGUAAUAAUGUCAAGGACAAGUAACAGUUGGUACACAAUCAUUUUAGAAAUCUGUAGAACAAUGUUUCUCAUUGGAUUGAAAUAAAACUUUGCAUACUUUUCCUGUGUCCUACAUGGGAUUGUCCUCCAUUAGAAGUAGAUAAGGCAGAUCAUUAUAAGGGGAAGAAAGUUGAUAUUUAAUUGGACUCAAGUAGAGAUGUGCAAAAUGGUAUUAAUUAUGUUGAAUACAUUUUAGUUUGUUAUUUCUACUUCAAUCUAAUUUACUUUUCUCUCCUGUAUUAAUUUAACUUAAUUAUUAAUACUUCCCACAUAUAUCAUUAAUGGCAUUAAAGAUAGUGAGACAUGCAGCAGUGAUUAUGACACCAGGAUUUCCCUGGGGCUGUUCCACAAUAAGGUGUCAAACCAUUUUUGAAUGGGUUUGCACUUCCCUGGAUCCCCCAGCCCCCUCUGAUCCAGAUUCCCUUUCUAUGGCAGAAGUUGCCCUUUUGCAAUGGUAACAAUAAUUGGAUGGGAGUGUUGGUUGACACUCUCAGCUAUUAAAAUCUAUCUAUAUAUGGGCAGAAAGUGAUAUAUCUACUGCAAUAGUAGGCAUGUCUGCAUUAUCAAUAUAUUACCUGUCCAUCCAUUUCCCUGGUCCACACUGCCUUCUUUGCAACUAUUUCAAUGUCAAACUAUAAUCAAUGGGUAAAUUGUUGGGUAGAAAAUUAGAUUAAAUUAGCAAAAUAGGCACCAUAACAACGACAACAUGAUGCCAGGAGUCCUCUGGCAAUGUCCCAUGGUAAGUGGUUAAAGUGUUUUCAGAAGGUUUGACUUCAACCAGGGUCCCCCAGGUGGACCUAACCAUACAAUGUAAAUAUUGGCUUUUCUAAAAAAAAAAAAAAAAACUUUCAUGUUAUACAUUGCCGGGUUAAAAUGACUGUGCCAUCACACCAAGACCACUUCAUCGAGAUGAAAUGGGCCAUGUGACUUUAACGGUCUGUUAAUAAACUUGGGUAAUUUUUAGUUUCUGUAUCUGCCAACUUAUUUAGAGGAUCUAACCCCUCCCUUCCUUUAAAAAAAAAAAAAGUUAUUCUCCCUACGCACCCUUACAGAUUCUCUCUCGCCCUCAUGAUUGUAGAGUCUUUCCUUGCUAUCCCUCCUCAUAUUUUCAAUAGAUUCCUUCUUUCAACUCUUCGUAUCAGUGGUGUGGCUGAGCCUCUAUUACACUGCUAUGUACCAGUCACGCAUUAUUAUGGCUGAUCAGAGAAUGGUGCUGAAGCAAAACUCUAGCCAUUAUUCAUUGUCUGUGAGUGUCAGCUUAUGGCUCUCAGAUAAAUUGUCAUGAGAUAGUCUGAACUUUCCCUUUAGCGUACCAGCUCAGACUGGAAACAGAUAAGGUACUUAAUGGAGACAGGUUUGUCUUCUGAGCAUAGAGCUAAUUUUUGACAUAGUUUUGAGAGUAUAGACUGAAUGUUUAUUAUUUACAGCAUUUAUGGGACCUUUUAAAAAAUAGAAUCACAUAGACCUGUAAUUUGGAAGUAACGAUUUGCCCCAAGUAUAGCCAGAAGAACAUUAUGCUUGCACAUUCAGAGAAUAAUCUCUCCCUUUGCCUGUAUGUGUUAUGUUUGAUCUUACAAAAUAUUGCUUUGUUUUCUCAGAUAUUCCAACAUGGUUCGUAUUGUCCCUAAGAAAGAUGCCCCAGGGGUGGAUUUUUGUGGUGUUGACGAUUAUGUAUACAUUGUCCGAUCUGACCUUGGCUGCUAUUUGCGUUCAACAAGCUUCAACAAAGGUGAAGAUAUACAUAUCUACAGUCUCCAUCCCUCCUGUAGAAAUGGAGACCAUUACCUGGCCCAUGAAGAUGACCUAUUCUAUAUCAUAAAGGGCACUAGUUAUCGCCGUGUGACCAACAUGAACACAGAUGAAGAUGCUGUAGUCUAUACGAUGCAUCCCAAGUUUCAGGGUGGCGACCACUAUCUGUCUGCCUUUGGUAACUUCUAUGCAAUCUACCAGAGCCGAGGGGUUUAUUGUAAAACCAAAAACAUGAAUACAUUUGAAGAUGGCAAUGAAUAUUCUCUGCAUGCAAACUGCAAAAACGGGAUUUAUUAUUUUGGUAUAAAAAAUUUCUACUACUUUGUAAAGCCCAUUGAUGAGUGGGGUAUGCAGUACUUCAGAUGCACCAACUUCAAUACUAAUGAGAAUGCUGAAACAUUUUCAUUACAUCCAUCUAUAGUUAACUUCAUACCUGGAGGCUUAGCUAUGACUCACGGUUCGUCAUAUGGUGUCUGGGAGUGCAUCAAAACCAUCAGUAAUGACUCGCAGACACCAGUUACCUGGACAAAGAAGGUCAGCAAGAAGGUUGGAUAUGAUUAUGAGAAGAUGUCCUCUGUGGAAACCAACUGGAAUGUGUCUUCUACAGUUUCUGUUGAAACUUGUGGUCUAUCAGCUCUGAUUACAAAGAGUCAGGUGUCCUACACCGCUGAGUUUGGGGGAUCCAAUGUCAACACAGAUCGAGAAAAUUGGAGCAAGGCCACGGUAGUUGAGGAAUCCAUUACUACCACCCUGGAUCCCGGGAAAAAGCUGUAUAUUUGGCAAUACCAGUUAGGCAUAGGUAAAGUACCUGUGCUGUUCUGCAAAGAUAUGAAGUUUGAUGAUGACCCAACGCCACCCACUGAAAUCCCUCUUCCCCCAGCAAAAUAAAAACACAAAUUUCUUCAAAAUAACAGAUCAUUAGCGAUUUCGUUUUCCUCUGGAGCUUGAAUUAAGUCACAAUAUACAUAUAUUCUCAUCAAGGUCAUUUAAAAAAAUAUGCAGGUGCUUAGUGUAGGCCUUAAAUUGUGCUGUGUUUAGGGAGUUAAAACUUAUAGUCCUACAGAAGUUGUGUGUCCCAAUGCAGUAUCGGUAAUAUUAUGUAAUCUUCACAUUUGAUUGAGCAGAGGAUGGUAGUAGAAUAGAAUGCAUUAAAUAUGUAGGGUUUAUAAAAGGUGUGGGGUUAUCUCAUGAUCACAGUAUAUAGACUUGUUUGGAUACAAUUAAAAAGAGCAUACAAAGAUGUUAACAUUCAUUUGAUUGUUGGCUUGUUCUUUUGUAUAUUCUACUAUGGCUCUUGAGUGAAUCUAUCCUUUUAUAAAUA
Pelobates cultripes (western spadefoot toad) is the source of this 3225-nucleotide messenger RNA. The record is from the annotation of a GenBank genome assembly. Lineage: Eukaryota; Metazoa; Chordata; Amphibia; Anura; Pelobatidae.